CAACCACAUAAGAACUCAGCAAGAACUUGAACUCAAAUCAGCAAGUAAAAAUGAAAGUCUUACUGUUUGUUUUGGGACUAUGCCUCUGCAGCUGCACCUUUGGAGUGUAUGUACAGGUAGGAGACAGGAGCUUCCCACUGGAGGCCGUGAAGGCUCUGAAAAGUCUGAUGGCCAUGGAAGAUUUUGAGGUCAACCCACAUGUCGCAGAAACCAGCAUUGUAUCAGUGUGCAAGGACCCUCUGCUGCCACAGGUUUUCAAGACAGUUUGCCAGGGGAGGGGAGCAGCCACGACACUUUCCAAUCUAGUCAUGCUUAUCUCACCUGUGGAUCCUUGUGAGAUCUGUGUACAUCCCUCCUGCUUUGGCUGCCUCAACUGAUGCACAGAACAUCAUUCCCAACGGCAGCUUCCCUUCUUCGGUGCGCACCAUCUACAAAAACAUUCAUGGAAUCAU
This is a messenger RNA of Boleophthalmus pectinirostris (great blue-spotted mudskipper), 452 nucleotides long. Its product is annotated as guanylin-like. Gene Ontology annotation, cellular component: extracellular region. The record is from RefSeq and is a predicted model, not a curated record. The transcript has 3 exons. Gene Ontology annotation, molecular function: guanylate cyclase activator activity. The coding region runs from base 51 to 377 and encodes 108 amino acids. Lineage: Eukaryota; Metazoa; Chordata; Actinopteri; Gobiiformes; Gobiidae.